This is a messenger RNA of Octodon degus (degu), 501 nucleotides long. RefSeq names its product 60S ribosomal protein L36a-like. Gene Ontology annotation, biological process: translation. Gene Ontology annotation, cellular component: ribosome; cytosolic large ribosomal subunit. The record is from RefSeq and is a predicted model, not a curated record. The transcript is spliced from 2 exons. Bases 1 to 501 code for a protein of 166 amino acids. Gene Ontology annotation, molecular function: structural constituent of ribosome. NCBI's taxonomy places the organism in Eukaryota, Metazoa, Chordata, Mammalia, Rodentia, Octodontidae.
AUGGUGAACAUUCCCCAAACCCAAAGAACUUUCUGUAAGAAGUGUGGCAAGCAUCAACCCCACAAAGUGACACAGUACAAGAAAGGCAAGGAUUCUCUAUAUUCCCAGGGAAAGCAGAGUUGUGACAGGAAACAGAGUGGCCAUGGUGGACAGACUAAGCCAAGUUUCUGGAAGAAGGCCAAAACUACACAGAAGAUUGUUCUGAGGCUUGAGUGUGUGGAGCCCAAUUGUAGAUCAAAAAGAAUGCUGGCUAUUAAGAGAUGCAAGCAUUUUGAACUGGGAGGAGAUAAGAAAGGGCCAAGGGAUCCAUACCUCACAUUAGACAAGGGUUCAGAGAAUAAUCAGCUUUCUCGAGACCUGCUCCAGGUUGCAACUGGUGCCAUAACUGAGUCUUCAAUAGUCCCUCCCAUCAUUCUAUCAAGCCAGCUACUUCAUAAUGGUAGAGAACACGGCAAGACCAGUGAAUGCAACAAGUACAGGCCCAGUGCUCCCUUGUGGUGA